Coffea eugenioides is the source of this 540-nucleotide messenger RNA. RefSeq names its product expansin-A13-like. Gene Ontology annotation, biological process: plant-type cell wall organization; regulation of DNA-templated transcription. Gene Ontology annotation, molecular function: sequence-specific DNA binding. Gene Ontology annotation, cellular component: extracellular region. NCBI's taxonomy places the organism in Eukaryota, Viridiplantae, Streptophyta, Magnoliopsida, Gentianales, Rubiaceae. The record is from RefSeq and is a predicted model, not a curated record. The transcript has 3 exons. Bases 1 to 540 code for a protein of 179 amino acids.
AUGGUUGCCUAUGUUACAUUGACCAAGUCCAAGAAUACUGAGAUGGAAUGUGAGAGGUUAAAGCAAGAGUGCGAAUCUCUCAGUGACGAAAACUACAAGCUCAGGGAAGAAAUGCUAGUCCGCUCCCACUACCACUACUCCCCUUCUUCCUCCUACACAGAGUGGAGAUCCGCCAGAGCCACCUACUACGCCGCCGCGGAACCGGGAGACCCGGCUGGUAGGGCUUGUGGUUAUGGGGACCUGGAGAAAAUGGGAUACGGGAAAGCUACAGCUGCACUCAGUACAGUCCUGUAUGAAAAGGGUCAGAUCUGUGGAGCUUGCUUUCAAGUUAUGUGUGUUGAGGACCUGAGAUGGUGUAUUCCUGGGACUUCCAUUAUUGUUACUGCGACUAACUUUUGUGCUCCGAAUUAUAGGUUUGAAGCUGAUGGUGGCGGACAUUGUAAUUUCCCUAAUGCACAUUUUGUACUUCCCAUUGAAGCUUUUGAGAAAAUUGCCACUUGGAAAGCUUCCAAUAUGCCCAUUCAGUAUCGCAGAUAUUGA